This is a messenger RNA of Haliotis rufescens (red abalone), 912 nucleotides long. RefSeq names its product extensin-like. The coding region runs from base 1 to 912 and encodes 303 amino acids. The transcript has a single exon. Lineage: Eukaryota; Metazoa; Mollusca; Gastropoda; Lepetellida; Haliotidae. The record is from RefSeq and is a predicted model, not a curated record.
AUGUGCCAAAAGUGUGGCUCGUACCGCCACGAAGCCACAGAGUGCACAUGGGCCCCUUACUGCAUCCAAUGCAAGGUGGAAGGCCACACAGCUACACAAAACACCUGCCCCACCAAACAAACACACAUACUCAAAUUAAACAAACACAUCACCAAAGACCACCUUCCCAAACCUGCAGCCAUCAUCCACAGCAUCAUUCCUGACUACUUUGACCUAAACACAUCAUCAGACUCCAUGGACAGUUCCCUAUCCCAAUCCCAACCCCCUCCCCCUCCCCCCCCCCCACCAGCCCAACCCAAAACUAAACGUAAACAACUCUUCUCUACCCCCGCCCCGGCCCACCCCCCCCUGCUGGCCCCUCCACCACCCUCCCCCUUCCAACUGGCCCCCUCCACCCCCACCCCCUUCCUCCCCCCCCCUAGGCCAAGCACGUACCUUCCACCACCCAGGGCCCUGCUACCCACGCCUAUCCCUUUCAAUCCCCCACCCACCUCCCAUCCCACCCCAACCCAUUCCACCCCCACCCCCCUCCUAACAAAUCCCACCCCUCCACUCUCUUUCCCCCCCCCUUCCCAAACCUCCCUCCCCCAAGCCCAAGCCCCACCCCCAGCAAAGUCAGCCAUCCCUGUCCCCUCAAACAAUCAAACCAAAAAUAGACAAAUCAACUACAAAAUAAACACCACAAGAAAACAGCUACUUAACCACAAACUCCAACUUCUCAAAACAACACCCAUACCAGCAGUCACACCCAAAAAACUUCAUCACAACACAAACAAACUGAUCGAAUUCCUGUCUGCAGCUAUCCUUCUAAAAAACCCCAACCUUAAGAAACUCCACUCCCUGGCCCUCCUUACCACUGUUUACCAAAAAUCCUUCCAAAACUUCCAAUCAGCUGUCAGAGCGCUUAAAUAA